UCGGCGAGUUGUGCGCUGAACAAGGUUCACCGGGUUACGGGCAUACCUUCAGACAUAGCACAAGAGCGAACUUACUCACCAAAUGGUGACUACUUGUUGCGUAUUGGGAUGUACUACUCGCGCAACGACUGGAAGUGGCAUCGGUUUCUUUCGAUUCCCGAAGCAUGAUCCUGAACGAUGCCGACAGUGGAUUCGCGCUGUUCGAAGGCGAAACUGGGAACCAACUGACAACGACCGGCUUUGCGGCAAGCACUUCUUGCAGGUUCUCUGCAGUCAUUCCCAUUGCAAAUUUCAAUUUUGCAAGCUUACUCCGGAUGAAAAUGUCUGGCAUCGACCCCAAUGCAGGAGAACCUUGUCACAGGUACAAAAACCAUCCAGACUGGAUUCCCUCCCUGUUUUCUUUCACCAAACGGAACCGACAGCUUGAAGCCCGGAACCUCAAGCGAUUUGAGAGGAGUCAGAAACGGCUGCGGCGCUUUGUUGUACACGCCACAAGCUCUUCUGCGCCCAGCACCAUGCCAUCAAACAGCUCCAGCAGCUCAGAAUCUUCUUCAAAGCCUUCCAGUAUAGCUCCAGCCCAGAGCUGCACUGUACGAGGACACUUUCCAACGCCUCCUAUUCCUGGUAUGCCUACUCAAGCGUUUGUGGUCAACAGCGACGGAAGUCUUGGAAGCACCUACACCACAACAGUUAAGGGUCCCACUUUCCUGCUAUGCAAUGGCUCUGGAACUCCAAGGCUCGUGAAUCAGGAGUUGGAAACCAACCAGGUGGUGAUUCUUCUCAGCCCGGCAGGAGCGUCGCCAGCAGCCGUCGCACCAACCACGACUGUAAUGUCCAACAAUACUCCCAUCAUUCACCACAUUGUGACCAGCACACAGCUUGGGCCUUCAGAAUUGCCGAGGGCUUUGCCAGCCUCAGGAGGCAGUGAGCAAGAAAAGGCAGCACCACAGAUCCGUGUCACCAAGGUCUGGAGCACAGCCUCAGAGUCGACCUUGUCUACAAGUGAGGAGGAGGCUGAGCCAGGUGUCGUGAGAGAAGGUGAUACCGAUGAGCAAAUGUCACCAUUAACAGAAGGAUCAUACUUCUGGAGCGCCAAUGCCCAACGUGUGAGUCUUGCACUGGAGGACGCCGAGCGGGCUAAGAAACCCUACGUUGGCCUCGCAGUACGAGUCAACCUCAACACCUAUGUUCGGCUCCUCAUGGACAACAUGGUGCGCUGUGUUAUCGUAGCUGGUAUGGGCUGCAGAAUCUGCAUUAUAUCUCGUCGUAACCGUGCCCUCUUGCUCCGGCGAUUCCUCCACAAAGGCACACUCACCGCUCUCGAGGUCACGCCCCGACUCGUCCACGGCUAG
Dermacentor silvarum is the source of this 1352-nucleotide messenger RNA. RefSeq lists its product as uncharacterized. Bases 165 to 1352 code for a protein of 395 amino acids. Lineage: Eukaryota; Metazoa; Arthropoda; Arachnida; Ixodida; Ixodidae. The record is from RefSeq and is a predicted model, not a curated record. The transcript has 10 exons.